Molecule: messenger RNA, 2103 nt
Organism: Strongylocentrotus purpuratus (purple sea urchin)
Lineage: Eukaryota; Metazoa; Echinodermata; Echinoidea; Camarodonta; Strongylocentrotidae
Gene: get3
Product: ATPase ASNA1 homolog
Exons: 7
Coding region: 57-1097 (346 amino acids)
Biological process (GO): post-translational protein targeting to endoplasmic reticulum membrane
Cellular component (GO): GET complex
Molecular function (GO): ATP hydrolysis activity; ATP binding
Source: RefSeq, a predicted model, not a curated record
GAUCCGGUAUCAUAUUCGAUUCGUGUCCGAAAACCCGAACCGGAAUCACGUUCAAGAUGGCCACUUCCACGGCAGAUGAAGAGUUCGAAUCGAUGGAACCUUCUCUUCGAAAUAUAAUUGACCAGAAAUCACUGAAGUGGGUCUUUGUCGGAGGCAAAGGUGGUGUUGGUAAAACGACAUGCAGUUGUAGCCUGGCCGUCCAGCUAUCCAAACACAGGGAGUCGGUCCUGAUCAUCUCCACUGACCCCGCCCACAACAUCUCCGAUGCCUUUGAUCAGAAGUUCUCCAAAGUCCCUACCAAGGUCACAGGUUUCCAGAAUCUCUAUGCAAUGGAGAUCGACCCUAACCUCGGUAUAGGUGAUCUUCCAGACGAUUACUUUGAAGAAGACAAUCCCUUAUCUGUAGGUAAGCAUGUCAUGCAGGAAUUACUGGGUGCCUUUCCUGGUAUCGACGAAGCCGUCAGCUUUGCUGAAGUCAUGAAAUUGGUGAAAAACAUGAACUUCUCAAUCGUAGUGUUUGACACGGCACCGACCGGUCACACACUCAGGCUCCUAUCCUUCCCAUCAUUGGCCGAGAAAGGACUUACCAAACUUCUCAAACUCAAAGCACAGUUCAACCCUUUCAUUCAACAGAUUGGUGGUAUGUUAGGGAUGGCAGACUUCAGUGCAAACGACAUGUUAUCUAAACUAGAGGAGACUGUGCCUGUUAUAAGGAGUGUCAACGAGGCUUUCAAAAAUGCUGAUCAAACUACAUUCGUGUGCGUAUGUAUAGCAGAGUUCUUGUCUCUGUACGAGACAGAGAGAUUAGUCCAGGAGCUAGCCAAGUUUGGAAUCGACAGUCAUAAUAUCAUCGUCAAUCAGCUCCUGUUCCCAGACGAUGUCCGGAGCGCAUCCCAAUGCAAGAUGUGUCAGUCAAGAUACAAGCUGCAGCAUAAAUAUCUAGAACAGAUUGAGGACCUUUAUGAAGACUUUCACAUCACUAAGCUGCCAUUGUUUGAGCACGAGGUGCGAGGGCAAGAUAGAGUCCUUGAGUUUUCGUCAAAUCUCGUCGUUCCAAGGCCUGCUUCCAUGUUCACCAAGAGCGCCUCUACCACCUAGCAAGGUCACAUGCUAUUUGUCAUUGUUUGUCUCUAAUUGUCAUGUUUAACACAACGUAACCAGAUAAAUCGUGUGUACAUUAACGCCCUGGGGGGUGCUUCACAAAGAUCCUAAGUUGAACUUAAAAGUCCACUCCAAAAAUAACUUAGUUACAAUUACAAAAUCAACUUUUUUUUAUUGGUUUGUCUGAUUUUUCUGCUUCUAUUGAAAGUAAGUUAUUUUUGGAGUGGACUUGCCAUUUUUGUGCUUACAGGGCCUGUUCCAUAAAAAAUUGACUUGCAAUUAAUCAUAAAAUUCUAUUUCUCCCUCAUUUCUGCCACAGUUGAUUGUAUCUCUCUAUGAAUUUCAUCUUUCUGAAACAUAAAAUUGAAUGUAAGUUAUUAUUGAUUGUAAAGAUUUGAUUUAUUGAAAGAUAUCUACGAUUCAUUAUUGGGGAGAAACGACUCAAUCAUUAUAACCCCCUAUUCUUUAUGUUAGGGGCACGGCCUCAUGAUGAUGAUGCCAGAGUAGGCUUAUGAGUGCAUUAGGGAUAUUUCCAGCACUGUCAAAUGCUUAUGAAUACAAUAUUAGUUUGAUUCAGUUUUUAAUUUGUAAUGGAAAUGAAUAUGUCUUUACAACUACAAAAAAUCUACAUUGCAUUAAUAAGGUAUUAAAAGCCUAAUGUAAUACAGGCUUUGGUUUCUUGGCCAAUGCCAGGCAUUACACAAAUAUAUAUUUUAUAAUCGGCUCAUCUUAUCCAGGUGUUGUACAUACAUGUAUAUGCAAUGAAGCUGCUUGUAAUGUUUUCAUAAUGAAAGCAUUACAUGCAGGUUAUUUAAUGAUAAACCCCACUCUUAAUGUUAGUGCCUAUUGAGUCACUUGACAGUCAUUGAAUUGAAUACUUGAAUACAAAGUGAUAUACACUGACUGAAAGUGUUCUGAGUACAUGUCAAGGGGUCAGUGACACAAAGACGUAAAUCUCUUUGGCCAUUUUGAGAAAAAGUGGUUUAAAGAUAGAGGUCCACUU